Molecule: messenger RNA, 1278 nt
Organism: Notothenia coriiceps (black rockcod)
Lineage: Eukaryota; Metazoa; Chordata; Actinopteri; Perciformes; Nototheniidae
Gene: apeh2
Product: acylamino-acid-releasing enzyme
Exons: 12
Biological process (GO): proteolysis
Molecular function (GO): serine-type endopeptidase activity
Source: RefSeq, a predicted model, not a curated record
GUUAACCCUCCACAGUUGGACCUGAGGAGCAGGAAGACAUCCACACUGCUGGAGGUUGUCAACAGACCACUGACUGGUGAGUUUGCAGGUGUGUAUGAGGCUCUGCCCCCCUGCUGCUGGUCUGCCGACAGUCAGAGAGUGGUGUUCAGCAGCGCCCGCAGGAACUGGAAGGAUCUCUAUAUGGUGGACAGACAAUCAAAUAAAGUUACCUCCCUCUCUGAUAGUCUUCCUGAUCUUUCCAAAGUGUUCGGCAGUUGGAAGCUGCUGACAGUACAGAAGGACCUGAUGGUUGUCUGCUGCUCCAGCCCCAACACACCCCCCACUCUGAGGGUGGGUUUCCUCCCCUCAGCAGGUGAGGCUGUGACCUGGCAAACCCUGCAGCAGCCCGUCAUGACCUUUGACCUCCACUGGACUGUACUAGAUGUUACACCUCCACCAGAGGAGGACAACACACACUACUCUGGUUUAGACUUUGGGGCUAUUUUGGUUAAACCCACUCGUCGCCUACAUGAAACCAAGAUACCUCUGGUCGUCUUCAUCCACGGUGGCCCCCACUCACAGUUCCCAGCUGAGUGGAACAGCACCACAGCUGGACUGGCUCAACUCGGCUUCGCUGUGCUCAUGGUGAACUACCGGGGAUCCACAGGGUUCGGACAGGAUAGCAUUUUGUCCCUGAUCGGUAAUAUCGGAACGCAGGAUGUAAAGGAUGUGCAGAGGGCCGUGCUCACAGCGCUGCAGAGUGACAUCACCCUCGACCCCAAAAGACUGGCUGUGAUUGGUGGAUCUCACGGAGGUUUCCUCUCUUGUCAUCUGGUGGGUCAGUACCCAGAGUUCUACAGGGCGUGUGCGGCCAGGAACCCUGUCAUUAAUGCUGCCACCUUAUUGGGCACCAGUGACAUAGUGGACUGGCGUUACAGCAGUGUGGGGCUUCAGUACUCGUAUGACCAGAUCCCCACUGCUGAAGCCCUGGCUGCCAUGUUGGAGAAGUCCCCCAUCACACAUGCUGCUCAGAUUAAGGCUCCAGUGUUGUUGAUGCUGGGGGGGAAAGACAGAAGAGUGUCCCCUCAUCAGGGGCUGGAGCUCUACAAAGUGCUGAAGAGCAGAGCUUCACCCGUCAGAUUGUUGUGGUUUCCAGAAGACGGACACUCUCUGUCCAGAGUGGAUACACAGGCCGACUGCUUCCUCAACACAGUGCUGUGGCUGCACCAGCAUCUCUGAACACACACCCAAUGUGCACAUGGACACACACACACACACACACACACACACACACACACA